This is a messenger RNA of Branchiostoma floridae (Florida lancelet), 1783 nucleotides long. RefSeq lists its product as uncharacterized. The transcript has 7 exons. Gene Ontology annotation, molecular function: hexose transmembrane transporter activity; S-adenosylmethionine-dependent methyltransferase activity. Gene Ontology annotation, cellular component: membrane. The coding region runs from base 16 to 1047 and encodes 343 amino acids. The record is from RefSeq and is a predicted model, not a curated record. Gene Ontology annotation, biological process: monosaccharide transmembrane transport. NCBI's taxonomy places the organism in Eukaryota, Metazoa, Chordata, Leptocardii, Amphioxiformes, Branchiostomatidae.
AACACUUGUUUCUGUAUGCAGCCCGACGCAAACAAAGGCCUGCGUGGUUCCUUAUCAAUUAUUCACUCCUAUAUUAUAUUGGUGACAAAGGCCCUGGUAACGGGUAUCUCAUGUCUGAGAUUACAACAGGACAAACAAGAUCUGGAGUGGUACAUAGAAAAUUUCAAGAAUAAGACGGAAGACGGCAUCAUGAGUAUGAAGGAAGAAAUCCAUAAGGACGCCGCCAGGGAGAUGUGGAAAACCACGAACGAUGUUUACGAGAAGGUCCGACCGGCCCAUGACCGUGCGGGGGUGGAGUACCUCCUCCGGCAGCUAGGUGUCCUGGACAACGAUCUGUGCGACCAGGAUCCUUCCUUCACUUACACUGUGCUGGACGUUGGAGCCGGAACCGGAAAGUGUACCAGUGUUAUCAAGGAUAUACUGGGGAAGGACGCGCGUCUCGCCGCCCUGGACCCUGUCGCCGGCAUGCUGGAGCAGCUGAAGGCUGCGGUGCCCGGGGUGGACACGUUCGUCGGCCCGUGCGAGUCCAUCCCGCUUCCCGACAACUCGGUCAAGGCCGUGAUCUCGUCCCAGAGUUUCCACUUCAUCGCAAACGUUACAGCGCUUCGUGAGGUGAACCGCGUCCUCGUGCCCGGCGGGAGAUUUGGAAUCCUGUUCUCCGUGGACGACGAGGCUUCGCCGCUGGUCCACACGGUGUUCGAGGUGAUCCGGAAGUACAAGUACCCCGGCUGUCCGGAGUACUUCAUCAACACGCUGCAGGACACCAGUUGGCAGGCCUGCUUCGGGGAGGCUCCGCUCUUCUCCCCGCUACAGGAGCACGUCAUGCCGUGGGAGAAACAGGACAUUCUCCCUGACAUCGAGUCUGUGGUGCAGCUCUUUAUGACUUUCAGCGCCACUGCCAGGGAGACAGAGGUCAGGGAGGAGUGUGCAGAGAGCAUGCGCAAACUGUUGGCUGCCAACCCUGCGGUGGAACAAAAUGGCGGCCACCUGGAGGUUCCCCGUUUGAGCGCCCUGUACUGGUGCACCAAAAACACCGCGGACAAGUAGACACGUGAACUGUCUAUCGUACAGCACAUUAACGGUGGUUUAGCGAAUAUAAUACAGGGUGUUUGGGCAUUAUUUGCGUGUACUAUAUAUCAUUCACUUUUUUUUAUCCGCCAAGUUAUACAUACUAUGCCAUGUUUUACCAAGAAUAAGGGCCAGUACAACAGACAUUGUCAAGAAUAUCCCUUAGGAAUAACAUAUGGUCAUGGUUUCCAUAUGUUACUAUAUCAUCAGCAUCUGAUAUUGAUUCCUUUAUGGGUUCUUUUAUCAACGUGAAAAUUACUCUUCCUACUUUGCUUUAAUGAUUCUAAAACAGUAUCUUAAAGAUUUGUCUUAACAGAGAACAAUUUUUAAAAGAUUUUGAAUAUGUUGAGAAAUGGAAAGCAUAUGAUUAAUUGAGCCGUACUAUUUUACCCGACAGUCACAGAUUAUGUGUGUAUGAUGUACAACAUCACAGCUUUAUGAAUGGAAUUGUGAAAGGAUGGUCCAACACGGGCCAUCCUAUGUAAUUUGAUAUGGUACCAUUAGGCCGAUGGAGUAUCUAUGAAGUUGAAAUAAAGGCACAAACAAACAAACCCCCUGCUCGCUUGGUGGGAUCGCCCACUAGUCAGUAAAAGAGCACGCUUCUCUCUGUCUGCAGUCAAGUUGUAUUUCACCCGCCCAGACCUACAUCUGUUUCAGAUUAUCUCUGUUAACGUAGCCACUUUUAUUAGCAACAUUAAAAAUUGAACCGCCACCA